Magallana angulata is the source of this 2353-nucleotide messenger RNA. RefSeq names its product putative ankyrin repeat protein RF_0381. The record is from RefSeq and is a predicted model, not a curated record. Gene Ontology annotation, molecular function: protein binding. NCBI's taxonomy places the organism in Eukaryota, Metazoa, Mollusca, Bivalvia, Ostreida, Ostreidae. The transcript is spliced from 14 exons. The coding region runs from base 317 to 2038 and encodes 573 amino acids.
GUUUAUCCCGGAUGUUUACUUCUUAUCGCGAUCUCUAGAUUUCGUUGGAAGAUUUUACAAGUUUUUUAAAUUUUAUUUGGUUUGUUUUCCUGCACUUAUUGACAGAGAAACGAUUAUUAGUGUUUAAAUUCAUAGAAUCCUUCCAUGGCAUUGCUGUAUAAAGGAUGAAUAUUUGGGAUAAAAAUACCUAUUACAUGUACAUGUACCACAAGUUUUAAUGGAUUGCCUUAUAAGGACAUAAGUUCUGCAUGAAUAAUAAUCUAGAUCAGUAAAACAGACGAAUUUGAAGAGGGAGCAGAACUACAGGUAUACAGUUAUGUCUUUGGCGGACUUUCUUCGUGGCAAUCUCCCGACUACAGAGGAAAAAGAGGAGUCGGAUUCGGAAGCUCCAAGCUUCCCAGUGAAGUGGAAUACGACAGCCGUCACUAUCCCCGAAGAUGAACACACCAUCUUUGCAGCAGUACGCUAUAAUGACACCCACAGAAUCGAACAGCUGCUUCGUCAGAGUAUAGAUGUUAAUAUUGUACACAAUUCAUCUCAGUGUUUGCUGAGGAAAAGCAAGGUGCAGAAAAGUGUUGCUAUGCAAUUGAAUGAAUACACACCUCUUCAUGUGGCUUGUUUGCAUUCAUCAAUUGAGGUAAUAAAGUUGCUGUUAGAAAACAAGGCGGACGUGAAUAUGAUAGAUUCAACCAAACGCACUGCUCUACAUUAUGCCACCUUGGCAAACCGUCCAGAUGUUGUCAAUAUUUGCAUAGAACAUGGUGCCAACGUUAACCAACAGACGUCGAGCGGGAAGACAGCUCUGAUGUACGCCGUGCAGGAGAAGAACAUGGCCAUUGUUAAGGCUUUGCUGGCGGCUGGUGCUGACGUCACAUUAAAAGACCUCAAAGGUGGUGCGGCCAUUGAGAUUUGUCUACUUUCCGCAGGGAGAAAAAGCAACGUACAGAUUAUUGAGGCUCUCUUGGAAGCUGGAAGUGAUCCUAAUGCUGAGAAUCACUCCAAAGCCACGCCCCUAAUGCUGGCCGCGGGAACAGGGCAGUUAGACGUCAUCAACCUCUUGUUGGACGCGGGAGUCAAUAUCAACCAUGAAGACAACAAGGGAAAGACGGCGUUCCACAUCUGUUGUGAACACACCCGUAUGACCCGAGCAGGUCGUCUGCUUUUAUCCCGGGGAGCAGACAUCAAUCAUAAAGACCAUUCAGUUGUGACUGGAAGCAGUGAAGGGAUUGGGAAGGCGUAUGCCAGGGAGCUGGCCAAGCGAGGUGUGAACAUUGUUCUCAUCAGCAGAGGGGAAAACCGACUGUAUAAAACAGCAGAAGAUAUUAAAAAGGAUUUUAAAGUUCAAACUUGCACCAUAGCACUUGACUUUAACUCUGGGAAAGAUGUAUAUUCAGUUAUAUGGGAGAAAAUAAAGGACAAAGAGGUUGGUAUUUUAGUAAACAAUGUAGGAGUGAUGUACGACUACCCACAGUAUUUUCUGGACGUCCCUGAAGAGAGGCUCUGGCAGCUGAUCAAUGUCAAUGUGGCAGCUGCAACAAUGAUGACAUAUAUGAUCAUGCCACAAAUGGUAGACAGAAAAAAAGGAGCCGUAGUGAUGGUCUCAUCUGGAGCAUGUUCACAGAUCACACCUCAGAUGACUGUUUAUGCAGCCACAAAGAGUUUUCUAGACUACUUUGCCAGAGCCUUAGAUUUUGAAUAUCGGAGUAAAGGAAUCAUUGUACAGUCACUGAUGCCGUUUUAUGUAGCCACCAAAAUGACCCGCUUCAGUCACACCUUAUCAAAUCCCGGUCUGCUUAUCCCCUCCGCUGAGAGAUACGCAGAGAGUGCAGUGGCAACCUUAGGGUACACUAGCAGGACUUCAGGGUACUGGCCUCACACAAUACAGGCUUGGUUUACCAAUUGGAUUCCAGAAUGGUUGUGGAUGAGAGGAGCCACCACACUUAAUAAUGCUCUGCGGAGGCAAGCAGAACAAAGAAAGGCACCGCAAAGUCUGAUAAAACGAGACUCCAGCGAGUUUGAUAUAUCCAAGUUUUCAUGAUACAGUCAAUACAAGGAUACUUUUAACAAGAGAGAGAACAAAGUAACUUGUGAUAAAAUUGAAGAGCAUCUGUUCCCUGUGAUUAGUGAAUUUGUUCAUUCUGGUUCAAAACCGUUUUGAAUAUCUUCACAUCCCUUUUUUUUAUACAAAUUUGAACAAGUCUGGUCAACAAGUGAAAUGGUACAGGUAUUCCGCUAUUCAGGUGCAGUUGAGGUAUUUAUUUCCAAGUGCAGUAAAAUUACUAGCAAUCUAUUGCGGUGUAUUUUAUUUUCAGUGGAACUGAGUUUUAUGUCAAUAAAAUAUGUGUCAACAGUC